ACCUAGUCUAGUCAGUUUACCAUACUGAGAAAUUAAUGAUAAUGCUGAGAAGGAUUCUGAAACUUGAUAAUGUUGUCCCAAAAAGGUUAGGAGGGUUGAUUCCUUCUCCAAGAUAUUUUACAUCGUACUAUCCUAUUCGCAAUGCCGAAGACCAGUCCGAUGGAGGACACAGUCACACUCACAACGGCACCCCAUGUUCCGGCCACACACACAACCACAAUCACUCUCACAAUCAUGCUGGAAUUGCGGACAGAAAUACACUGAAGAUGGACAAGCCGAUGCUCAUGUUGGCUUUUACUUGUAAAAAAUGUGAUACCAGAUCAUCACAUGUAAUGUCAAAACAAGCCUACCAACAUGGGACUAUUCUCGUUCAAUGUCCUGGGUGUAAAUUUAGACACCUGGUUUCUGAUCACUUGAAAAUAUUUUCUGAUCACAGAAUUAAGCUUGAAGAUAUAAUGAAGGCACAGGGUGAAAACAUCAGAACUGAUACUACAGAUCUAGUUUUCGAAGAUAUUCCUGAAUCUCUUAAAAAACUUAUAGGGCACCAUGCCAAGAAUGCACCUGCCGAAUACAAGAAAGAAAUCGAGUUCUCUGAGGAAACUCCUAAGCUUUCUUCAAAGGCAGAUGAAGGCGAUUCAAAUAAAGCUACCAAUUAAGGGCAACAUGAAUCGUUUUUAUUUUUCUCCCUUUUCGGGUAACCUGUAUAUAACUUUCGAAUUAUCCCUUUUCUUUAACUGUUUAUGUUAGUUUUGUUUGAUUUGAGGAUAUUUAAGGUGUUUCCUUUUCAACAGCAAUGAAAUCGCCUACCACUGGCAGUAUUCAAAGUUUGUAUAGCGGAAUCUCUCCAAAAACCAAAUCCCUGUUGGCCUUCACGUUGUUUCAAGAUAAAUACCAAUUGCUAUGGUUUUUAUCUCAUAUAAACACACUUUUGGGGUUCUUCAUGUAUUCCGCUUGGGUAUUCAAUCCCGAGAAGCAUUUUUUGUCUGUCAUUCCAUGGUACAAAUUAACCAAUUAUAGCUGUAUUUUAACUUACACGAUCGU
Pichia membranifaciens NRRL Y-2026 is the source of this 1041-nucleotide messenger RNA. RefSeq lists its product as hypothetical. Lineage: Eukaryota; Fungi; Ascomycota; Pichiomycetes; Pichiales; Pichiaceae. Gene Ontology annotation, biological process: protein stabilization; protein import into mitochondrial matrix; protein folding. Gene Ontology annotation, molecular function: protein-folding chaperone binding; zinc ion binding. The record is from RefSeq and is a predicted model, not a curated record. Gene Ontology annotation, cellular component: mitochondrion. Bases 42 to 656 code for a protein of 204 amino acids. The transcript has a single exon.